Molecule: messenger RNA, 5471 nt
Organism: Anolis carolinensis (green anole)
Lineage: Eukaryota; Metazoa; Chordata; Lepidosauria; Squamata; Anolidae
Gene: pum1
Product: pumilio RNA binding family member 1
Exons: 22
Coding region: 192-3767 (1191 amino acids)
Biological process (GO): miRNA processing; regulation of mRNA stability
Cellular component (GO): cytoplasm; cytosol
Molecular function (GO): mRNA 3'-UTR binding
Source: RefSeq, a predicted model, not a curated record
AUGUUGUCGGAGUGAGAGGAAGGGGGAGCGGCAGGCAGGCAGGCAGGCAGGCGGGCGGGCGAGCGGGCAGGCGAGCGAGCGGGCGGGCGGGCAGGCAGGCAGGCAGUAGGCCGGCGGAGAGCGAGAGGAGAGGCCCGGGGAGGGGGCCGCUGCAUCCGUCGCCAUCGCGCCGCCCCGCCCGUAUUGGUGGAAUGAGCGUUGCGUGUGUUUUGAAGAGAAAAGCAGUGCUCUGGCAGGACUCCUUCAGCCCUCACCUGAAACACCAUAGUCAAGAAGCAACUAAUCCCAACAUGCCUGUUGUUUUGACAUCUGGAACAGGGUCCCAGGCUCAGCAACAGCCAGUUGCAAACCAGGUCCUUGCGGCAGGGACCCACUCUAGCCCUGUCCCUGGAUCCAUAGGGGUCGCAGGCCGCUCCCAGGACGAUGCCAUGGUGGAUUACUUCUUUCAGAGGCAGCAUGGAGAGCAGCUUGGGGGAGGCGGAAGUGGUGGAGGCAGCUAUAAUAACAGCAAGCAUCGGUGGCCGACCGGGGAUAACAUUCACGCUGAACAUCAGGUUCGAUCUAUGGAUGAAUUAAAUCAUGAUUUUCAAGCACUUGCUCUGGAAGGAAGGGCUAUGGGAGAACAGCUAUUGCCAGGGAAGAAAUUUUGGGAGUCGGAUGAUUCAACCAAAGAUGGACCAAAAGGAAUAUUUUUGGGCGAUCAGUGGAGAGACAGUGCGUGGGGCACAUCAGAUCAUUCUGUUUCCCAACCAAUCAUGGUUCAGAGAAGACCUGGCCAGGGUUUCCAUGUGAACAGUGAGGUUAACUCAGUGCUGUCGCCACGAUCAGAAAGCGGUGGGCUUGGAGUCAGCAUGGUGGAGUAUGUGCUGAGCUCAUCCCCUGGGGAUUCUUGCCUCAGAAAAGGAGGAUUUGGGCCAAGGGAUGCGGAAAACGAUGACGGCGAUAAAGGCGAUAAGAAAAACAAGGGCACUUUCGAUGGCGAUAAAUUAGGUGAUUUGAAGGAAGAGGUAGACGUAAUGGACAAGGCCAAUGGUUUACCUGUACAAAAUGGCAUCGAUGCGGACACAAAAGAUUUUAGCCGGACUCCUGGCAAUUGCCCGAACUCUGCAAACGACGUGGACCUUUUGGGGCCAAACCAGAAUGGGUCCGAGGGCUUGGCGCAGCUGGCGAGUACUAACGGAGCAAAGCCCGUGGAGGAUUUCUCAAACAUCGAGUCCCAGAGCGUCCCGCUGGAUCCCAUGGAGCAUGUCGGAAUGGAGCCGCUCCAGUUUGAUUACUCUGGCACUCAGGUGCCCGUGGACUCGGCGGCAGCAACCGUGGGCCUGUUUGACUACAAUUCUCAACAACAGUUGUUCCAAAGACCAAAUGCACUUGCUGUUCAGCAGCUGACAGCAGCCCAGCAACAGCAAUAUGCAUUGGCAGCUGCUCAUCAGCCACACAUAGGUAUGUUUUCAGCAGGUUUAGCUCCUGCUGCCUUUGUGCCCAACCCGUACAUCAUCAGCGCCGCUCCGCCGGGAACGGACCCCUAUGCGGCUGGGCUCGCGGCGGCUGCAACAUUAGGGCCUGCAGUUGUCCCCCAUCAGUACUACGGAGUGGCUCCCUGGGGAGUCUAUCCUGCCAGUCUCUUCCAACAGCAAGCCGCCGCUGCCGCCGCUGCCUCCAAUUCCUCCAAUCAGCAGACCAGUCAACAGACUCAGCAAGGACAGCAACAGGUUCUCCGCGGAGGAGCCAAUCAGCGUCCUUUGACACCAAAUCAGAGCCAGCAGGGCCAGCAGACCGAUCCCUUGGUGGCUGCCGCAGCGGUCAAUUCCGCUCUUGCUUUUGGACAAGGGCUGGCCGCUGGGAUGCCAGGUUAUCCCGUGCUGGCGCCGGCAGCGUACUACGACCAAACAGGUGCUCUUGUGGUGAAUACCGGGGCCAGGAACGGCCUGGGAGCCCCCGUGCGGCUGGUGGCCCCUGCGCCCGUCAUCAUCAGUUCCUCAGCAGCACAAGCAGCAGUGGCAGCAGCAGCUGCUUCCGCAAAUGGGGCUGCGGGUGGUCUUGCCGGGACAACCAACGGCCCCUUUCGCCCCCUCGGGACUCAGCAGCCGCAGCCCCAGCAGCAGCCCACCAGCAACUUGGCUUCCAGCUCCUUCUACGGCAACAACUCCAUAACUAACAAUUCCCAGAGCAGCUCACUCUUUUCUCAGGGCUCUGCCCAGCCUGCCAACACUUCCCUUGGCUUUGGGAGCAGCAGUUCCCUUGGUGCUACCCUGGGGUCUGCACUGGGAGGCUUUGGAACCGCAGUUGCAAACUCUAACACAGGCAGCGGCUCUCGCCGAGACUCCCUCACAAGCAAUAGCGACCUGUACAAGAGGACCUCUAGCAACUUGACUCCUAUCGGACACAGUUUUUACAACGGCCUUGGGUUCUCCUCCUCCCCGGGGCCUGUGGGCAUGCCUUUGCCUAGUCAGGGACCCGGCCAUUCCCAGACUCCGCCACCAUCCUUGUCUUCUCAUGGAUCAUCUUCGAGCUUAAAUCUUGGAGGUCUGACGAAUGGAAGUGGCCGGUACAUCUCUGCGGCUCCUGGAGCGGAAGCCAAGUACCGCAGCGCCAGCAGCGCCUCCAGCCUCUUCAGCCCCAGCAGCACGUUGUUUCCUUCCUCGCGCUUACGCUACGGCAUGUCCGACGUCAUGCCCUCCGGCCGCAGCCGGCUGCUCGAGGACUUUCGGAAUAACCGGUAUCCCAACCUACAGCUGAGAGAAAUCGCCGGGCAUAUCAUGGAGUUCUCCCAGGACCAACAUGGAUCUAGGUUCAUCCAACUUAAACUGGAGCGCGCCACCCCAGCUGAGCGUCAGCUUGUCUUCAACGAAAUCCUACAGGCAGCUUAUCAGCUGAUGGUUGAUGUGUUCGGAAACUACGUCAUCCAAAAGUUUUUUGAGUUUGGUAGCCUGGAACAGAAGCUGGCCUUGGCAGAGCGUAUCCGUGGCCACGUCCUCUCCUUGGCUUUGCAGAUGUACGGCUGCAGAGUUAUACAGAAGGCCCUUGAGUUUAUCCCUCCAGACCAGCAGGUAAUUAAUGAGAUGGUCCGGGAACUGGACGGCCACGUGCUGAAGUGUGUGAAGGACCAGAAUGGGAACCACGUUGUGCAGAAGUGCAUUGAGUGUGUGCAGCCCCAGUCGUUGCAGUUUAUCAUCGAUGCGUUUAAAGGGCAGGUGUUUGCCUUGUCGACUCACCCGUACGGCUGCCGCGUCAUUCAGAGGAUCCUGGAGCAUUGCCUUCCCGAGCAGACUCUGCCCAUCCUGGAGGAGCUUCACCAACACACAGAGCAGCUCGUGCAGGAUCAGUACGGGAACUAUGUCAUCCAGCAUGUGCUUGAACAUGGGCGGCCUGAAGAUAAGAGCAAGAUUGUGGCAGAAAUUAGAGGCAACGUACUCGUACUCAGUCAGCAUAAAUUUGCCAGCAAUGUUGUGGAGAAAUGUGUGACCCACGCUUCCCGCACUGAGCGCGCCAUGCUCAUCGACGAGGUGUGUACUAUGAACGACGGCCCUCACAGUGCCUUAUACACCAUGAUGAAAGACCAGUACGCCAACUACGUGGUGCAGAAAAUGAUUGAUGUGGCCGAGCCGGCGCAAAGGAAGAUCGUCAUGCAUAAGAUCCGGCCACACAUUGCCACUCUCCGCAAGUACACCUACGGGAAGCACAUCCUGGCCAAGCUAGAGAAGUAUUACAUGAAAAACGGGGUCGACCUGGGGCCCAUCUGCGGACCACCCAACGGUAUCAUUUGAAGCCACGCGCGACGUACAGAAAAGAAUCGCCAGCGACCACCUGGAAUUGACAACCAGCAACCUGUCAUCUUCCGCGACACAUUUCGAAAGCGUUCACGGUUGCGCAACGUAGACCCGGAACUACCAAAAGAGAAAGGAAGUCAAAAAAGACCAUUUGUAAAGUUCUUUUAAUUUUAUUCAGUAUGACAUGUACUAAUUAUUUUUAAAUCCUUACUGGCCCUGCUGUUUUCAGUGGUGUAUAGAAUUCUUGUACAUAGGCAACACAGGUGUGUACAUGGAAAAGCCACACUUUUGUCCACUGGUGUAACUAUUUCAGAUACUUUCAAGGUGGCUCGUUUGAGAGUUUUAAAAAAACAAAAACAAACCGAUCUUAAACUAACUUCUCUCUGCCUUCAAGGAGGAGAGCUUUUUGGAAACACGCGUUUUGUUCUCUUUUAACCAGACGCUCAAAAGAGACGCUUAAAAAUUGGACACUGUUUGUAAACUUUGAAGAAGAAAACCCAAUUUGCUAAAGCUUCAAUUAAAAGUGAGUUUUUAAGUUUCAGAAACUUUUACAAUUCCUUUUUCCUUGUAUACGGUGGGAGAGAACGGGGCGUCGCAAGCAGUCCUCCUGCACCGCACACCGGGAGUUGUGAGGAGUUGUGAGGAGUUGUGAGGGAGGAAGGUGUGCGGUCGCUGCUGCUGCUGCCGCCGGCUCCAGUUCUGCUAACAAGGAGGCAUUUUUUAAUUAUUAUUUAGCAUGUAGAGAGAGGAAAAAACCCAAUUAACUUUGGUCUUGCUUCUAUAAAUAUAUAGUGUAUACUUGGUGUAGACUUUGCAUAUAUAAAAGAAAUUUGUAGUAUUCUCUUGUUUUGAUGUCUAAUCUGUAUCUAUAAUGUACCCUAGUAGUGGAACAUACUUUUGAUUGUACAAUUGUACAUUUGUAAACCUCUGUAAUGUAAAUGUGGAAAAGUUUGAAUCAGCAUAAACCCAUUUUUGGUAAGGAAAUAAAUUUAGGCAACCCUGUGCAUUUCAGUGUAUAUUCACCCCCCUUUUAUGGUCGUAGUGUUGUAUAUUGUAAAUUGUAAUUUCAACCAGAAGUAAUUUCUUUUUUUUCACUCCCUUUGGGAGGAACUGUUCUCUUUAUACAGCCUGAUUGAUGUUUCAAAGAAUGCUUGUUUUUUUAAUUUGUCACCUAGUCGAGAGAGUAGCGAUCCUUUCUAAGUGUUCUACACAAAUUACUAUUCGGUUCGAUGACAAUAGUGUUUUAUUUGACUCUUUUAAAAAAUGAAAAAGAAAAGUAAUGUUUUACUUACUUACUUUGUGGCAGUAAAAAAAAACCAGAAGUGGAGAAAAGUCCAUCUCCUCCCCCGAGUAUUCCUUUCCGAUCAGAGUCCCUCUUCCACCUUGUAAAGUGUGAAUCACUUUGCCUUUUUGUACAGAAGAAAAAACUGUAUUUUGCAUUUUGUCUACUUGUAAGUGAAUGUAACAUACUGUCAAUUUUCCUUGUUUGAAUAUAGAAUUGUAACACGACACGGUGUACAUUUACAGAGCCUUGUGUAUAUUUCCAAUGAACCUUUUUGCAAGCACACUUGUAACCAUAUGUGUAUAAUUAACAAACCUGUGUAUGCUUAUGCCUGGGCAACUAUUUUUUGUAACUCUUGUGUAGAUUGUCUCUAAACAACGUGUGAUCUUUAUUUUGAAAAUACAGAACUUUGGAAUCUG